AUGGCUUCAAGUACGAGCAGCAGCAGGUUGGGUCAUCUGGACGCCACCACCGGUCGUCCUGUCGUCUUUUGCCACGCCUGCCAUAAUGAGUGGUACGGUGACGAGCGUGGCCAAGACUUGUGCCCGGCCUGUGGAGGGGACAUAAUUGAAAUCGUCAAUCCGGAUAACGAUCCUCGGGAUAUGGACUAUGACGACGACCUCACCGCCUCCAGCCCAGACCUCCAACCCCGCCGCCAUUCUGAAGAUUCGGACCCUGAGGAGGCCGAUAUCGAGGAGCAUAUUCAUCCUGCUCACCCAGCGGGUUUCUUCUUCAAUCGACCGGGUUGGCCGGAGCCGCCUGCUGACCACCGGCGCGACGCUUGGCCGAGCACUGAAGAUCGAGAUGCUCACGAUCCGGAACUUGCUGAGAGUGAAGCGGCGACUUUACGUAGGUUUUUGGACAUGGCCGGUAGCUUUGGGGUCGGUCGAAUCCUCCCCGGAAUGCAAACUCAGAAUCGCGAAACUUUCACACUGGGCGGUGGAAGUGUGAGGCGCACAACUUUUACGAGCGGUAACGGCAGGCACACCACGAGUGUCACGAUAACGUCGGGUCCUAUCCACCUCGGCCCUCGAAGGAAUGGUGGUGGCGGCGGUGACGAUACUGCCGCCUUUGACCAGUAUGUUCCCGCCUUUGACCGAACUAUGCUGGGAGGCAUGGUACCUCGGCCUCCCCCGCCACCUCCCCCUGGUCGCGAGGGUGCAGAUGGUGAGCGGGCUACCGGUGGUGCUGGUGGUGCUGAUGGCGCGGGCAGUGCUGGUGCUGGUGGCGAGGGAAAUCUUCGAGACCCUGCCUCGGAACUUCUCAUCAGCCUCCAAAAUCUUCUCGGCCUGCUCGUCGACCCUGCCAAUGCCCGACACGGCGAUGCCGUUUAUACACAAGAGGCGCUGGAUCGGAUUAUCUCGAACCUGAUGGAGAGUAAUCCCCAAUCGAAUGCGGCGCCUCCCGCCUCCGAAGGCGCGUUGGCUAACCUCGAGAGGAAAAAGAUGGACUCUGACAUGCUUGCCGGCGUCGGUGGUAGUGUCGAGUGCACUGUCUGUAUUGACGAGAUCAAGAUUGCCGAGGAAGUGGUGUAUCUGCCCUGCAAGCAUUGGUUCCACGAGGCUUGCGUAGUCAUGUGGCUAAGGGAGCACAAUACGUGCCCCAUUUGCCGAUCGUCGAUCGAGCCAAACAACGGCAGCCGCAGCAACAACAGCGCCAACAACAACAACGAUAAUUCCAACACUAGCAACCGUAACCCUACUAAUCCACUAGGAUUCGGACUCGGAGGUGGGCUACCCGGACUACAGCAGAGGCAAGAUUCUCAGUCCCGGGCCCAGGACCCUCGGGGCAGGCCGGCGGCGUUUGGCUGGACGGCAUUCCUCGAUCCACCCAGCGGACGAAGGUCCGCUGUUGGCACGAACUUAAACCUCCGUGACACCUUACGUCGAACUACGACCGGCACAAGCGCAGACCGCGACCAGCGCUGGCCUAAUGUUGGAUCUCGACGAAGCUCGAUGUCCCCUCCCAAUACCGCCGACGCUGGAUCCAGGACAAGAACUAGGAGUCCGUCAACGAACAGCAGACGGUCAGCCCCCUCAGACCAGGACAACCAACGUGAGAGUGGCAGCCGCUUUAGCUGGUUCCGGGACCACUUUGGAAGGAGGUAG
Messenger RNA from Scedosporium apiospermum, 1686 nucleotides. RefSeq lists its product as uncharacterized. The transcript has 3 exons. The coding region runs from base 1 to 1686 and encodes 561 amino acids. Lineage: Eukaryota; Fungi; Ascomycota; Sordariomycetes; Microascales; Microascaceae. The record is from RefSeq and is a predicted model, not a curated record.